Molecule: messenger RNA, 8534 nt
Organism: Cryptotermes secundus
Lineage: Eukaryota; Metazoa; Arthropoda; Insecta; Blattodea; Kalotermitidae
Product: neuronal acetylcholine receptor subunit alpha-7
Exons: 11
Coding region: 432-2090 (552 amino acids)
Biological process (GO): chemical synaptic transmission; nervous system process; regulation of membrane potential
Cellular component (GO): neuron projection; postsynaptic membrane; synapse
Molecular function (GO): transmembrane signaling receptor activity; acetylcholine-gated monoatomic cation-selective channel activity
Source: RefSeq, a predicted model, not a curated record
AACAUGCACAACCACAUGCAAACACAUUCUUGUCAAGUUUCUCAGGGAAGAAAGCUGUAUCAGCACCAAAGAGAGAAGAAAAUGCACCAGCCUUAGGCAGAAGCUCGUCACAGCAACCGGCAGCAGCAGCAUUUAAAACAGUGUUUGCUCUUGAUUCGGUGGAAUUGCCUCUCCGGCAGGUGGCCCUCAAAGAAGGCGGCGCAAUUUGCGGCUACCGUAACUACCGCAGUUAAAUAGGUAAAUCCUGGACAAGAUGCAGUAGGAACAUGUACAUAUAAAACAUUAAAAUUCUGUUAUAUAUUAUAUCUAAAUGUUAAAAGUGUAAAAGUGGAAAAUAAUUUUUGUUGUUAUGACGGCGAAAUCUGGUGGAUCUACUGCACCAAAGGAACAUUCGAUAUGACAGGUUUGAAGUUCGUAAAAUAAGCUUUUAUAUGCGAAAACUGAAGACGUUGCAGCGGAGGGAGGUAAAAUCAGAAAGAGUCGAGCCGAAGCAGGAAGAGAGGAUGACAUCGUUAGCCCAGGCGCUUGGACUUCUCACGUCUGCAGUUCUUCUCUUCUCUCUACCAAAAGGCACUGAACAAGGCAUCCAUGAAAAGAAACUCCUCACAAAACUACUAGAGAGGUACAACGUUUUGGAACGGCCUGUAGCAAACGAGUCAGAACCCCUCGAAGUGAAAUUCGGCCUCACGCUUCAACAGAUAAUUGACGUGGACGAGAAGAAUCAACUCCUAAUAACAAAUAUUUGGCUUUCGUUGGAGUGGAACGACUACAACCUCAGGUGGAACGAAUCCGAAUUUGGGGGAGUCAAGGACCUCAGAAUAACUCCCAACAAAAUUUGGCGACCUGAUAUCCUCAUGUACAACAGUGCCGAUGAAGGUUUCGACGGGACCUACCACACCAACGUUGUGGUCAGACAUAACGGUAGCUGUUUGUAUGUUCCACCGGGCAUCUUCAAGAGCACAUGCAAGAUAGACAUUACGUGGUUCCCCUUUGAUGACCAACAUUGUGACAUGAAGUUCGGUAGCUGGACCUAUGACGGCAACCAGUUGGACCUAGUUCUCAACUCAGAAGAGGGAGGAGAUCUCUCCGACUUUAUCACGAAUGGAGAAUGGUACCUGAUAGGAAUGCCGGGUAAAAAGAACACCAUUGUCUACCAGUGCUGCCCGGAGCCUUAUGUGGACGUGACAUUCACAAUUCAAAUUCGAAGGCGGACCCUCUACUACUUCUUCAACUUGAUCGUGCCCUGCGUUCUCAUCUCGUCCAUGGCUCUGCUCGGCUUCACCCUGCCACCUGACUCUGGGGAAAAGCUCACCCUAGGAGUGACCAUCUUGCUCUCGUUGACUGUCUUCCUGAACCUCGUGGCCGAGACCCUCCCCCAAGUCUCUGACGCCAUCCCUCUGUUAGGUGUUACUAUCCUGCUGUCUCUAACAGUAUUCUCCCUCUUGGUGGCCCAAGUGUUGCCCCAGACUUCUGAUGCUGUACCCCUGAUAGGAACAUAUUUCAACUGCAUCAUGUUCAUGGUGGCGUCCUCCGUCGUUCUCACCGUCGUGGUGCUCAACUAUCACCAUCGGACUGCAGACAUUCACGAGAUGCCUCAGUGGAUCAAAAGCGUGUUCUUGCAGUGGUUACCAUGGAUACUUGGCAUGAGUCGUCCCGGUAAGAAGAUAACUCGGAAAACGAUCCUCAUGAGCAACCGCAUGAAGGAAAUGGAGCUAAAAGAGCGGUCGUCUAAGAGCCUCCUUGCUAACGUAUUGGACAUUGACGACGAUUUCCGGCACUGCACAGGAACCAACAGCACUUCGGCUUCUUCCGGUUUCCUACGGAGUGGCAGCCGCGGAACAGCGGCAAUUUUGGACGAUACUGGGGGUACAUCUUGCUCUGUAGCCCAACGGGAGAUGCAGGCUAUACUGAGGGAACUUCAGUUCAUCACGGGCAGGAUGAGGAAAGCGGACGAUGAGGCAGAACUAAUUAGUGACUGGAAAUUUGCUGCGAUGGUGGUGGACAGGUUCUGCCUCAUUAUCUUCACCAUGUUUACCAUUAUCGCGACAGUAGCUGUACUGCUUUCUGCGCCUCACAUUAUAGUACAGUAACGUCGCUAGUCCAUCCAAAUAUUUCCAGGCUUGGUGUAUUUUCAUUACAAUGUUUCACUAAGGACGAUACCGGCAUGUUCUUAAAGAGGUCAGCGGAUUUGAACCGGGUUUUCUUCCAGCAUGGAGAACUGAAUGUGCAGUGUCUAUAUGUCCUUGCGUUUCAAAGAUGACAACCAUUUGCUUACUUUAAUCCACGUACGGCGCCAUUUGCAACAAGAUAGGCGCCAUAUUCUCGCCUCCGGUUAUAUAAAACUAGGGUGCUAAAUUUCAUUAGCACAUUUAAGAUUCAAAUAAAAAUCUUCAUAUCAACACGUUUUUAUUAUUUUUAAGACGAGAUAACAGUGAGGUUAACCCAAAUGGAGAAAAGUAGUAUAUUAACUUAUUUAUACCUGGGGCCAAAAUGUAAUGCUGAGAAUAACCAUGUACGCAUGGCCGGUUAUUUAUAAAAACGGGAAAGGGGUUCAUUAGCUAACUUUCAGUGUAGAGAUAGAUUGUUGUUACAAAGUUAUUAUAUAUAAACGUGUGUCUGCCGAAAGAGUUAUUUCACAAACUUUUCUGUGAUAUAUCAGCGUUGUUUAUUUAUUAUUUUAUCAGCAUUGUUGUUGUUAUUAUUAUUAUUCAGUUAUUAUUUUCAUUUUUCAUGAUUACGAGCAAAGGCAAACGAAAUUAAAGGAAGAUGAUCAACUCGUGCGUAGGCUCAGAACUGCAGGAAUGUGAAAUUACGUACAAAAGGAAUUGAGAACUCCAUUUAUGUACUUUUAUAUAAAAGUACUAUAAACUGUCAUUAUAACAUUUUUUAAUUUUAAAGAGGCAGUGCCGUAACGCAUAAGUGACAGUAAUUUUCGCACUGUGUAUCUUUAUCAGCCGGUUCGCAACGAAAAAUGAGCAAAAGUUUCGAUUACGAAUAAAAUUCAGCGUUUGCUGCACAGUUGUAGAUAUGAAUCAGGGAACUGACUGUCUUGAUAUGUAGUUACAAUUUUCAUGUUCAUAAUAAGAGUGAGAUUUGAAGAAUGAUAUGUUUAAUAAUCUGGUGGAUAAAAUGAUAAAUUUAUAAGAUGUUGAUAGAGUAUUUAAGUCCAACAGAAAUUAAACAUUUUAAAUGGAGGAUAAUGAGAUCGAUUGUACUUGAAGGUGAACGUGCAUCAACAUACAAGAGCUCUGAGUUUAAGAGUUUAAACAACAUUUUUAUAUAUAUAUUUUUCGUUGGGAAGCGGCUAUUUUGAAAGCAUAUUCGAGAAGAAUUAGUAUAGAUUUCAAUGCAUAUAAUACAAUUAAAACAUGCUCAAUUAAUAUUGUUAUAGAAGUGCGUCUAUGCGAGCCGUAGCGAUACGUUGUGAACCCAUGAGCAUAGACAAUGGGAGGUGUGCAUGAAUUGGUUGAACAAUCACUUCGUAAUAUUCUGUUCACAAAGGUAACACUGGUUAUUUGUAAAAGGAAAAAUGAUUGAACGUUAAAAAUAUCGUUUAUGAAGAAAUUUUUUUAUAUUUGUGUUUAAGAAACAAAAUAGGCCCAUCUUUUGGGGUUAUAGUUGCAUGAUUGUAGGUUUACCUUAAAAAGAUUCUAGAUAUUCUAGACAGAAAAAGAAACUUGGUCGGUCAGAAAACACAACACGCUCUUAUGCGGGAAGUGAAAUGACAGACUUAAUAAUGUUUGUUAUAUAAAUUGUAUCGCUCAUGUUUUAUAUAUAUACAUAUUAAGAUGUUUAGUUUCAUUUAAGUAAUGAAUUUGGCAUUCACCAGUGUGCAAUAGGACUUCCUCUGUCUGCUCUUCUUGUUGGUCUAUUGAAUGUCUUUCAAUCGGUGCUGUGUUAUUUCCUUAUAGGCAUCGAAAUGUUUGCCUUCCAACCACAGCAAAGAACAUGAAGCUUGACCGCGUGUGGAACGGUCAGGCAACAGUGGAGUAUACGGCCCUCUCAGAAUGAGUCAACAAGCGAAUAAUUCGUGGAAUUAUCAUGUCUCAAGCAUUCGUUGUUAAAAUAACAGGAGAUACAUUUCCUAAACGAAGAAGAAGCCAAGUUUAUCAGACUAAUAAAAUAUCUGAAGAAGAGACUAGUAGAUGAGCACUCGACAAAUGAUCACGAAUGGGUGGUUAAGACAGCAAGAGACAUGUCCUAAACGAAGGAGAAGCUAAAAAUCAGACAAUAAUGAAAUAUCCAUAGCCUCUAAUAAUCGGUGAACAAACGAUAAAGGAAUGGGUUGUUAUGAUAGCAAGAGAUAUCUUGUCUAAACUAAGGGGAUGCCAAGGGGAGAUGAGUCAAGAAUGGGCAGUUAUUAUAACUUCAUAAAGAAGGGAGCAGCUAAGACAGAGAGCAAUGGUGCAUGAACAGAGUAGAUCAACAGAAUAAUGCACACCAAAAGAAGAAAUGAAUUGCUAGGAUAGCAAGUGAUACUUUGCCUUCAGGAAAAAGAAGCAAUUAGAAAAAGUCUGUGACAUCAGUAGCAUUGAAUAAUGGGUGAAAACAGAAAACUGAAUCAUGAAUUGGUUGUUAAGUAGCAAGUGACGUAUCUCCUAAGAAAUGAGACGUAAAGACGUCCAACAAUAACGAGACAUCCAGCAUACAUAGAGAUUGUGGGAACAUCAGCAAAUGGUUUCCUUAAAGGAAGAGAAGGCGCGGAAGAUCGCACAAAUGAGGGAAUGAAUCCCACUCAGAGGAUAACGGUCUCUUAACCUAAGAUGUUAACAUUUAAUACUGUUCUGCACAGCACUCUGAGCUACUAAAUGAACAUUUGUCACUACACCAUGAGAACAUGUAAAAGGCAUCAACGAAAAGUUCCUCCGGUUUCAAUUCUUCUACCAAAUACAGGUGGAAUAUUAAAGUUACGCUGCUACGAGGCCACCCACUUGAGAUGUGCCGGAAAUCCAGGUUAAUGUCUGUCACUUAAUGACUCCCCGCUCCUGUCUCUAGUUAUGUCUUGUAAGCCGAAAAAUGUUAAGUUAAUAGGGAUAGUUACUCUGUGGCAGUUGAAGCUUCAGAAGUUGACACUAAUAUUAAUGGGAGGGUGUAACUCUACGCAGCGUCGAUAAGCAGGGACGACGACCUCCAAUACCAAUCUGAACACAAUUGAAGAUAUUCAGAGAAAAUCAAUGGUUAGCGUAGUACUUCAGCCGCCUUUAUACGAAGAACAGCGCCAUGAUAUUCCGGUCCUUAUAUCUGUGUACCCCCGACGUUCGUUUUGGAAGGUUUGUUGCAAUAUUACCAAUUUCCUGACAGGGAAAUAUCGAAUGACACCUUUAUACUUAGUAAUAAAUCACAUAUUAACCAAGAUCAUCACAGCAGUAAGUCUUUUGAUAUAUAUUUGAUAAUGUGCAGACUUACUGAUCUGACAUCAGGGAUGAACAACUAGACGGCCAAACAUCAGUUAUUCUAUCACUAUGGGAAAAGUAUACCAGCUGGAUGAAUACAAUUUGUGUCACUGGGAAGAUAAAUUCAAAGAAUCCAUUCCAUGACUUUGAAGUCCAGCUCUGUCUUCUGUGAGGCGUUGCAGUCGCCGGAAAGUAAAUGGCGACUCCUCAGCAGAGAGUACAGAGUACUGGAAUAAGGGAGAUAGUCAGGGACAUUCUGUAUUGGCAUGAUUCCUCGCAAUAUAAAAACUGUUCCCACAGUGAUUGCACAGUUUGGUGUUCAUGAAUAUUCAUUCCUCGAAGGCGAACAGAUGAGCGUGUUCACUGAAUUCUAUUUAUGAUAAAAUGAACAUAUGAAUUCAUGCCUCCAUGUGAAUUAAUAGUAAUUUCACGAAAAGAAAAUGACCUUAAAUAGUAAUGGUGUUUAAGGAAGAAACGUACAGCUCUGCUACAACAACUGUUGGAUGUAACUGAACCUGCUCAGAUAUGACAUGUUAAUUCAUAUAGGAUAAUUUUACGUCUUGCCUAUGCACGAAUCAUCCAGCUCAUAGAAUGAUCAGUACAAGUUAAUGUUAUGUGCUAAAAUCAUUAUUAAUACACAGUGUUUAAAACUGGCCGAGGAUUCCUAUUGCACAUUGCAGAUUCACGGGCGAUGUCCCAAUAAAUACGUAUGUAAUCUUUUCUUCAGAAAUAUAACAAGGACUGGGAUGAUUCAGCUAAGUACAAUCACGUCAGUAAGUACAUGAACUGAUUAACCAUGGUUUAUCUCAAAUGAGAGAAACAGAAUUCUGUUGUCUCACGGUGAGUGCCUCGAAUCAUAGUGUCGGAUCUGUAAUUAUAUAAAUUCAUCUUAGUAAUUUUAAGCACAGAUGAGACAGUGGAAUAAUAGCCACGGCUGCUUCUACGGUAACCUGAAAUCGAAAUCAUGUGACUUUGGUAAAACAUUGUGAUCACGAGUCUGAAUCGAACUCAGGGCAUAGACGUGUUUCGGCGUCUCCUUGCGCUGGUCUGUGUAACUGCUGGAAUUGUAAUCAGAUUCGUGAGAACUAUUAAUGCGUAUUCAAUUAAUAUAUACAUAAAUAUCUAUACCGCUGAGGAAAACGAUAGGAAUUAGAUGAGUUAUGACUGAAGAGAGGAUGCAAAAUGUGUAACCUUAGCCAGAGCGAAGUCUGGGAUAUCCUCCAGUCACGUCCAAGGAACUUCCUGUGUGCUCUAUUACUGCUACCUGUUUUCAUUCUAAUCGUAACUUAACUUACGAUUCUGACACUGGUCACGUAGUAAACCGAGAGAAAUUUCUUACGACGCAGAAGUCCUGGCAAAUCUUUCUAAGGAUUUAGCACACUUAACAAAUUCAAGAAGAUUGAUAUUGAAUCCUUAUCCAUAAUUCAUCAAAUAUUUAUAUAUUUUAAAAUAUAGACGCUUUACUGGCUUCAUUACUUUGGGUCAGAAUAUUUUGCAAAGUAUAUUUCGAAAUUAAUUACGAGUUAGUCAUAAAAUUAUUCUUAAAAGUUUGAAUUCCCUAUAUAUUACGAAUAUUGCAUAGGUUUAAUCACACAGAACAGCACUUCUGUGGCAGUCUUCAGAUGGUGAAGAGUAUGUGCAGUACGAUUCUAUUUCGGGAAGUUGGGGAGUAUUUUUGGAAAUAAAUUUAACAGUAUACACGUUUACUUAUACAGGUUUAAUGAUGCUACUGUAAUCAAUGCAGGUACGUUGAUAACAAAAUAUUAUCAUUCAUGUUUAAAUCUUGUCUGAAAAAAAAAAAUAUUUUAUUGCAUAAUGUAUAUUACAAGAUGGUGCUUAAGUCAUAAAUUCUUGUAAAUACAACUGUGGUCCUAUAUUUCAAAAAACAGAAUAAAGUUGUUCUGAUUGACCGUUGUUGUCAAAAUACGUGUAUCGCGAAUUAAUGAAAAAAGGCAGAAGUGAUCGUGGCUAUUCCAGAAAUUCAUUUUGGUAACUGAGAAUUAUUACAUCGAAACUAAGAAGAAUUGAUUACAUAUAUAAUGGUGACUUUGCAUAGUAUAACAAUUCAUAUGUUGAUAACAAGGUGUUUAUUGCUCUAAUAAUUAUGAAAUGUCAGAUCUUUCCCUUAAAUAUACUGAUCAGGUACGGUGGUCACAAAGUUCUUGUUUCAUGACGUCAUAAUAUUGCCAGAAAACCUCUUCUAUUGAAAUUAAAAAACACACACACAAAAGGCGGGAAUGUACAGUAUAACUUGAGUACAAUGUCAGGAACAAGCUAACGUGAAUGACCAGUUCAACGAGGAAAUAAAACAACCAAAGGAGUGACUGACGCCUACAGAGCAUACAGAUGUACUCCUACAGAGUACAGAUAUUCCCCAUAUGUUAUUUUCUUUUUUACGUCUCAUGGGCCUCCAUGCCUGUUUAUUGCACAAGAAAAUAUAAUCUUGCAUUAAACAUAUACUGCACAGUCAGAAAUUAUUUUCUCCUGCACUUGGUUAAAUAUGAACAACAUCGAAAAAUUUUACAAAUAUGAAUUUUAGAUCUUAAUGAAAACAGUAAUUUUUCGUAUGAAGUACAGUCUUGGAGAAAAUGAUUAACCUCCAUUUGACUGUCAUAUACAAUAAAGUUAAUUAAAUUAUACUUCCACCCCCCCCUCCCAGUACCCAAUGCAAAUGAAAUCCUCUCAGUAAUUCUAUUCAUGAGACAAUCGGAAAAUCAGGAACAACCCCAUUACGCGUUCUUUUGAUUCAUUUAUUACAAUUACCCCAAAAAAUAUUUAAUAUGUCUCUUCAUUAGCAAAAGACUCCAGCUGGAGUACACGUGCUUGUGUUCUAGUCCAGUAAGACUGGCUACAUAUAGGUACCCGGUCGAGGAAUGUAGAAUUCCACUGAAGGAGUAAACAACAAAGAGUAUAAACAGGUACACAUCUAAUGCAUUAAGGAGGUCCCUUUGUAUAAGCACCAUACUAUUUGAGUAUAGGGUAGUGGAGCUGAUCUCAAGAGGCUCCUUAUUUAUUAAUGAAGCUCUUAAGACGUAAGACGGCCUUAAAUUCAAACUAAAAUGUACAUUUUACGUAAGUACAUGAAGAAAUCAGAAAUUCGCUUGUUUAGAGUGAUUUAUAUUUAAGCAAAAAUAACAAAAA